AUGACCACAUAUGGAACGAUCUCACAAGAGGCAGAGGCUUCACCAAAUCCACACUCAGUUUUCGUUUCACAGGCCAAAGAUCGCAUUCAAACGGGUCUAGGCACAACAAGACGAUGGAAAGAAAUGCUCCAACCUUCUCAUCUCAAACUUCCAUCUUCCUUCUACAGUUUAAUCCAAAGAAUCAACACAAAUGCCAGACAUUUUCGAGCCAACUACGUCAUUAUCAUAUUGUUUGUGCUUUUCCUUAGCUUACUAGGACACCCCGUUUCUUUGAUCAUACUAGUUGUUAUGAUGAUUGCAUGGCUUGUCUUAUACUUCCUGCGAGAUACCCCUUUGAUGAUUUUGAGGUAUGAGAUCGAUGAGCGAUUGGUGGUUAUCUUUUUGUUGUUGGUCACCGUUGGUUUGCUUGUACUCACUAGUGUAACCUACAAUGUGUUAGUAGGUAUGUCUGUUGCCCUAGUGCUUGACUUGGUCCAUGCUGUGAUGAGGGAAACCGAGGAUCUGUUUACCAUGGAUGAAGAUUUGAGGGUUGUAAAGGGUCUUAGAGAUGUUGCUUCCUCUUCUUUUACUUCGCCUUAG
Messenger RNA from Sphenostylis stenocarpa, 579 nucleotides. The record is from the annotation of a GenBank genome assembly. Lineage: Eukaryota; Viridiplantae; Streptophyta; Magnoliopsida; Fabales; Fabaceae.